GAAUAAACGGCGGCGUCAUUUUCUACAUUCCAACGGGGCGGAAGCGGCGGCGGCGAAACCUCUCCCCCCUAAUGCCAGGGUGUUUAGCGAAACGUUGUAACGAAAGGUUACAUCUUUGAGAGGAUGCAAUUCCUAGUGGCUGCUGACCCUACUGCCCAAAGUUAUUGGCUGAGUUGGAGGGCUUUGCUCUGCGAAGCGUCGGUACUUUUUUCCAUAGUUUUAUCAUUGUUCCUGAUAUGGAGAUACGAAUGUAUAGCUAGGGACAAAUCCGGGUCCGAUGAAGGGGAGAAGCGGAAAGACAAGUCUUGGAGUAUAUGGUUUGAUGAGUCUUGGAGACCGUCUGUGAAAGAAUUGCACCCAGUUGUUUUGGCGGUAUUCCGGUUAGUCGCAUUCAUUUUACUAGCUGCAGCACUCACUGCUGAUGCCAUUGUCCAUGGUGGUGACCUUUUUCUCUAUUACACUCAGUGGACAUUUAUGUUGGUUACCAUUUACUUCCUGUUUGGAUCAUUGCUUUCUAUUUACGGAUGCUACCAGUACUAUAAAACAACCAAGGUUGACUGUACAUCUAUGGAUGAGGAGAAAAGUUUGCAUUUGGCUCUCUCUCAUACACAAUAUCUGCAAGGGGUGAAUACAGGGGACAAUCGUGUCUUCCGGCGAGUACUUAGUGUUCCAAAAAGUGUGGGGCUUUUUGGUUACUUGUUUCAAAUUUUAUUUCAGAUGACUGCUGGAUCGGUGAUGCUAACCGACUGUUUGUACUGGACCGUCAUUUUCCCAUUUCUUUCUAUCAAAGAUUAUGACUUGAGCUUUGUAAGUCUUUGCGAUUUUUUUGUUGUUUUUCUCUACAGCUUCAGGAGUUAAAUGCUUGUAAAUUAUACCUGUUGGGAAAAUCACCUCAAUUUUCUAGCGGAAGCAAUAAAUAAUUUUCCCGUCUUUGUGUUGUCAAAAUGGGCAAAAUCAUAUGACCAAUCAAGAAUAGCAAAAACAACGACAAGCAAUCAAUCAAGCGAUAAACGAACACCAAGAUUUAACGUGGAAACCCCAAAUCGGGGAGAAAACCACGAAGCCUUCCACUAAUCACCAAGAAAAUCAGUGGGUACACCAAGAAUCUUCUCUAAAUCAAUUAGAGGUACACUCAAUCAUCAAGUAAUAACUUGGAACACCAAACAACAAUAAUCUUCACUAAAGAGUGAGAAAUCCC
Molecule: messenger RNA, 1198 nt
Organism: Cuscuta campestris
Lineage: Eukaryota; Viridiplantae; Streptophyta; Magnoliopsida; Solanales; Convolvulaceae
Source: the annotation of a GenBank genome assembly